AUGAUCCCGAAUAGUGAUAUUCAGGUAAUCAAAGGGGAUAAAGGAACAGUGUCUGCCAUGACGUUGCGCAUGCAAAGGGAAUGUGAGAUGGCCACUGGAGAAGAAGGGUGUGCUGACUUCAGAGGCGCCAUCCAGGGCGUGUCGCAGGGUGCGCUGCGCAUGCGGAAGGCUCUGCUACCACAGACGCAGGCGGCCGACUGCACUCCCCAGGACGCCUUGCGGCUACCAGAGCAGGAGGCAGCAUUACGCGAGACAGUGCGUCAGAUGGAACACCUGCUGCAGGAAAAUAACGAGAACAUUCGUGCUCUACGCCAAGAACUGGAUGUCCGAAUGCGAGGAGUAGAGAGAAGGCUGGACUUCCUAGAAGAACAAUUUAGACGCUUUCAGGGAAUAGAAGAAAGGGAAGAGGGUGUAAGGCAGGGGUCGAAAGAGCUGCUAGAGAGAGAUGGGGUGAAGACUUCUGCUGAGAGUUCAUUGGGCACUGUGUUUCCGCGCGUAGAUGCCCUUGUGGCGGAGCUAGAAAAGCGUUUGCCGCUAGGGGUGCCUUGUGCACUUCCCUCUGCUGCCUGUUCAUCCUCCGUCUCCUCUCACAGCUCCGACGCUGGCUCUUCCCACCUCCGGCCGCCCUCCCUUAGCGCUGUCGGGGCGACUGCCACCAAACCAGAAGCGGCGGGCGCUCGGAAGGAGCCCGCUUCCAGCUGUCAACCGGCACGGACCACGAAGCAAGAGCGCGAGAGGCAACAGGAGGAGCUCCGAUUGCGACAGGCCUCUGCGAAGGUGGAGAGAGCCCUCGCAGCUCUUGGGCUUGCGUGAGGUGGCAAGCGAAGGAAGAGAGGAGAGCGUUCGCCAUUCCACUUCUAGAUUGCUAGCUCAGUGAAGAACAGAGGGAUUCUCCCCAUCACUAGCACCACACUGCCUUUGAGAACGCACUCGUAUUAGCAGACAAUGUGGGUAUCCAGGUAAUGAUAUGAACGCCAUCAAAGACACUAUUGUGAUUCGUAACUGCUCGUGAUGAAUUAAAUUUGUCAUAUUGUAAACGGCUGGUUGGAGUUGUUAGUAAAAGACGUGAAGAAAGAAAAAAAAAGAUUCAACAACAAGAAGUUUUAAUAUAGUGUUAUUUCUUUACUAUCGAAGUUAAACUUUUUAUUUAAUUAUUUCGUCAUUUCGGGACGUUACUAGUUGACGAAUGAAACCAUUAUAGACAGUUGCUUAUUUCCGUGCUAUGUUAAUAUUCGUUUCACAUCAACUUCGAAUAUCCUUUGUCAGUAUAAUGUGCACUUAAACAGUGUAUGAAAACAUCAAAGCUUAAUUGUAAAUCCCCUUCACUUUUCUAGCAGCACUCAUUCAUGAGUGUGUGGGCAUAAUGUGUAUUUUAGUAGAAAGUAUUAGGAAAAUACAAUUUAUAUGAGUUUAACCUGAACUAAAAUGUUUUAAGCGAAUAUUAGUAAUUCUUUGUGUUGUCAAAUAUAAUGGAGUUUAUUGGAUCAAUAAGUGUGUAUUUGCGUAAAAGAUUUUCAAGGAAAUAAAAAUACAUUAAUAUAUGAAUUUGAUUCUUACUCUAUAGCUGUACCAUUCGCAAAAUAACCCUCAUGACAAACUC
Gryllus bimaculatus (two-spotted cricket) is the source of this 1600-nucleotide messenger RNA. Lineage: Eukaryota; Metazoa; Arthropoda; Insecta; Orthoptera; Gryllidae. The record is from the annotation of a GenBank genome assembly.